AUGGGACUUCCAGUGAUGCCCAAUGAUACAAGUCAACAUCUUCAGGCCUCAGUCCCACCUAGUCGCCAGCUUCGUCAGUCAUCCUCCAUGUUGAUGACGUCUUCCGACCCUUUGGCUUUUUCCUCUCCAGCUAAUUCGAUAUCUGCGCAUUCCUCUGUUGCAGCAUAUACCUUAAGGGAGACAAGGGCCGUGCAAGCCCAAAAAAACGAAAAGGGGCCAUGCCCUACAGAGUCGGAGGCUGUCGUAAAAGAUUUAUUAUAA
Protopolystoma xenopodis is the source of this 261-nucleotide messenger RNA. The record is from the annotation of a GenBank genome assembly. Lineage: Eukaryota; Metazoa; Platyhelminthes; Monogenea; Polystomatidea; Polystomatidae.